GGGGCGGGGCGGUGCUGCGGCAGCCCGAUACCGGGGGAGGCUGGCGCUGCUGCCGCUGGGGAGAAGGGAUCCUCGCUGACGUCAAGCCACCAGAAUGAUCGCUCGUUCAUAUCCGGGUCCCCGGGCGGCUUCCCCCGGCCGCGCUCGGCCGCACUCGGCCGCCGCGCAGUGAGGGGGAGGCGGGCAGGGCUGGGCGGCCGCCCGCCCGCCUGGAGGUGGCUGGCGGCGGCGAGGCGGUGUGCACAGAAUGCCCGCCACCUCAGUGGAGCCCGCCUACUGCCGCUGCUGCCCAUGGAGAUCGCGCUGGUGACUCUGGAGAACGGCGGUGCCGGGGCCAUCUCGGCCAGCGAGGAUGCCGCGGCCGGCAGUGCCGGCGGUAGCACAAGGGUUCGGCUACGGUGCGAGCUACUGCACACCGCGGGGUCCACGUCUGCGCCGAGACUGAGCGACGGCAAGGAGGGUACCCCACCGGCCUCACCGCCGCCGCAAGUCGACGAGGAGAGGGAGAGGCCCCCGCCGGCCCCCCGGGGAGGCGGCGGGAGGCGCCGCAGCAGCAGUGAGAGCAGCACAAACGGCCGGGCGGCGUCGGGACCCCAACCGCAACCACAAGCCCCACGCCCCGGGCGGGCCGCGGAAAUGGAUCCCCCGGAGGAAGGGGGUCACCGUCGGGGUAUGGCCAUGGCAGCGGCUGGUGAGGAGGAGGAGAUGAAGGUAGCAAGCCGGGGCGCCAUGCACCAUCAGCGGGUGCUGAUCAACAUCUCUGGGCUGCGCUUCGAGACCCAGCUGGGGACCCUCAACCAGUUUCCUGACACACUACUGGGAGAUCCUGAUAAGCGUAUGCGGUACUUUGACCCCCUCCGUAAUGAAUACUUCUUUGACCGCAACCGGCCCAGCUUUGAUGGCAUCCUCUACUUCUACCAGUCUGGGGGCAAGCUCCGCCGGCCUGUCAAUGUCUCCAUCGAUGUCUUUGCUGAUGAGAUCCGUUUCUACCAGCUGGGCAAGGAGGCCAUGGAGCGCUUCCGGGAGGAUGAGGGCUUCAUCAAAGAGGAGGAGAAGCCCCUGCCCCACAGUGAGUUUCAGCGCCAGGUCUGGCUCAUCUUUGAGUACCCUGAGAGCUCCAGCUCAGCCCGGGCUAUUGCCAUUGUCUCUGUGUUGGUGAUCCUUAUCUCCAUCAUCACCUUCUGCCUGGAGACCCUGCCUGAAUUCAGGGAUGAACGAGAGAUACCUGUGUCCCUGCCCCCACAGAGCGGAGGUUUGAACGCCACAGCUGGAGACGCCCCACCCAUGCAGCCACCCAGUAGCCUCUCUGACCCCUUCUUCAUCAUUGAGACCACUUGUGUCAUCUGGUUCACCUUUGAGCUCCUUGUACGUUUCUUCACCUGCCCUAGCAAGCCUGAGUUCUCCCGCAACAUCAUGAACAUCAUUGACAUCGUGGCCAUUAUCCCCUACUUCAUCACCCUGGGCACAGAAUUGGCCCAUGAGCAACAUCAGCCUGGGGGUAGCAGCAGCAAUGGGAGUGGGGGCCAGCAACAAGCCAUGUCCUUGGCCAUCCUCAGAGUCAUCCGCUUGGUCAGAGUUUUCAGGAUCUUCAAGCUCUCCAGGCACUCCAAGGGGCUGCAGAUCUUGGGACAGACUUUGAAAGCCAGCAUGAGGGAACUGGGCCUUCUCAUCUUCUUUCUCUUCAUUGGGGUGAUCCUUUUCUCCAGUGCUGUCUACUUUGCUGAAGCUGAUGACCCUGAGUCUCAUUUCUCCAGCAUCCCUGAUGCUUUCUGGUGGGCAGUGGUGACUAUGACCACUGUGGGUUAUGGGGACAUGCGACCUGUUACUGUGGGGGGCAAGAUCGUGGGCUCCUUGUGUGCCAUUGCUGGUGUGCUCACCAUUGCCCUGCCUGUCCCUGUUAUUGUGUCCAACUUCAACUACUUCUACCACCGAGAGACUGACCAUGAAGAGCAAAUUAUGCUCAAAGAAGAACACAGUAGUGCGCAGGGCAGCGCAACUGGGGUAGAUGGAAAGAGAAGAUCCAGUAAAAACUCUCUGAACAAAUCUGUUGUGCACUUGGAAAAUAAUGAAGGGUUCAACAACAGCACCAGCCCUUUAGAGAAAACCAAUAUUAAAGCUAAAAGUAAUGUUGAUCUCAGAAAAUCACUAUAUGCUCUCUGUCUGGACACCAGCAGGGAAACAGACCUGUAAGAAAAGGAGAGAACUAUAGUUAAGAGAUGCAGCAGAAUUUGCUGGUGUCAGAAACUUACUGCUAUUUCUAUUCUUUUCCUACCAGUUUUAUUUUUUUUUUCUUAAUCAGGCUAUAUUUUAUAAUUUGAUCACAGUCCUGAGCAGUUCUGCAGGAAUACAUGCUUUUUUGUUCUUUUUCCAUGACACAAAGGGUCACCUGUUUUUAAAAUAGAUUAAGAAGAGGUAAAAUAUGUUCUGUGAUGCAGCUGGUAAAUUAUGAAAAUGCAAAAUCUAAUUUGUAGAUUUAUUAGCAAAUGAUGGUUGGUUUGAAAUGAUCAUUUGUAACCAAUUCAUUUUCUCCAAAUUAUUAAAGAGCUGGGGGAUGUGUGUAUGUAGAAUGAAUGAAUUUUGGGGUGGGAGGGAACAAUGAGGGGGUUUUGUACUGCAGUUUCAAACUGAAAAUAUUCCAGUAUAUUUUGUAGCUGUAUAACUUUAUUUAUGGGUGAAAGGGAAUUUCUUAUUCCUGAGAAAUACCACUUCAUUAAAGCACUUGGAAUGUUGGCAGAUCAGCACUUCUAGAGUUUUCCACUUGUGUUCACUACAGAUCUGGUUGUCUAGUAUGUAAAGUGAAUUUGGUGCUUUUAACCCCAGUGCAGAAAUUUUUUAUUGUCGAUAAUAUGUUAGUUCCUCGUGAGCCUUAAAUUAUUAAAUACUGUAGAUAUGCUUCUUUAUAAAUAGUUUUAUUAAUCACCUUACAGUUUCAUAAUUUCUAAAUAUUUGGUCUUGUGCUUGCUGUCCUCCCCAGAAAAAAUACAUAUAUUACAGUUUUAUAGUUUUGUUUUUGAGACUAAAAUAAAACAAAACAAACAAACAAACAAACAA
Molecule: messenger RNA, 3051 nt
Organism: Numida meleagris (helmeted guineafowl)
Lineage: Eukaryota; Metazoa; Chordata; Aves; Galliformes; Numididae
Product: potassium voltage-gated channel subfamily A member 5-like
Exons: 1
Coding region: 292-2190 (632 amino acids)
Biological process (GO): protein homooligomerization; potassium ion transmembrane transport
Cellular component (GO): voltage-gated potassium channel complex; membrane
Molecular function (GO): protein binding; delayed rectifier potassium channel activity
Source: RefSeq, a predicted model, not a curated record